CUUGGAUUGAUUACUCGAUCUUGCUGAUUUGGUAUAUCUUGGAAAAGUGGUCGGGUACCGCAUCCCAUUACGGGAGAGGACGGUCGCGUACAGGGUUGUUCCUGGAUGAAUGAUUGUGCGCGCAUCUCAGAGCAAGGGUCAGCCCGGCAUCAUAUGCAGUGGUCAUACAAAGGAACUGUUUGAGCAAACCUGCGCGUCGCGACGAGGAAGCUUUGCCCCCCAAACAACACUCGUCUUCUAACAAGUGGAAAACGAAGCCCGAUAUCAGCACGCUUGACCUUCAGAUACCAACCACUCAACCACGAUGGGUCUCCGAACCUUCAUGCUGAGCCUGCUGGGCUCCAAAUCCAACAAGAAAAAUGCCUCUGCUGAUUCCAACCGAACCGUUCCAAAGGCACCGACAGAUGAAUCCAAGCGCAAAAAGAAGUCCCGAAUGAGCGAGUUCCCCAUGCGAUCCGAACCCGAAUACACCACAAAGGCACGGCCAGCAUCCAGUGCCGCGCUCAGCAGUGAUCGCAAGCCCAAGCGCUUCUCCCUCGGCGGUCGUCUGAGCCGGAGGAUCAGCAACUACACCAUCGGCGACAUCCGCAACAGCGGCGAAGCCGCACCGCCCUGCGUCCCGGCCAUCCCGACACACUUCCAGCAACCCUCCCAAGGCCACCCGGCGACCGCCAAACUGCCCGCCAGCCGGCGCACGCACAGCAAUCCCAAAAACCUCGUCCUCGCCAGCCACGGGUCCAGCCCAGGCGCCUCGCAACGGCAACAACAACAACGGCACAGCCGGCUCUGGCAAUCCUCCAACCCGGAAGGACCCCACCAGCACGGCCAACAGCGCAGCCCCGUCAGCAGCCGCGACACGACGAGCGAACGUCUCCUCGGCAACAACGCCUCCCGCAGCACCCUCUCCGUCAGCCGCAACAACAGCAGCAACACCACCACCUCGGACUCCCUCGUCACAACCACCACCCACGACUCGCGCUCAACCAGCUGCUACAUCCCGCGCAGCGCCGCCAAGGGCUUCCUCAACUCGACCUCGGGCGCCUCCGAGGAGGCCCAGCGGGAAUGGCGGCGGUCGGCCAUGCUCCUCGCUAGCGGCAGCGGCGGCAUCAUCGGCGGUGGCAGCAGCAGUGGCAGCAACGGCAGCAGUGGCAAUCGGAGUCCAGACGAAGACAGAGUCCGUCUCACGGACGACCACACCCGCGAAUGGGAGCAUCUCAAGGCGAGAAUGCCGGCGUUUGAAGCCCGGCCGGUGGUCUUGCUCGAUGUGGACGAGGUGGAUCGGAGGCUGGGGAGGUUCGGGGAGCGGUUCGAUGCAGAGGAGGAGGAGGUGGAGUACAGGGAGAUUCAAGCGGCGAGGAUGCAGGCUCUGGCGGCGUUGGAACAGAGGAUCUAGGAAGGGGUGGAGUUCUUUUGGCUGGUGCUGGUUGUGUCGGCCAGAAUGU
Dissoconium aciculare CBS 342.82 is the source of this 1442-nucleotide messenger RNA. RefSeq lists its product as uncharacterized. Lineage: Eukaryota; Fungi; Ascomycota; Dothideomycetes; Mycosphaerellales; Dissoconiaceae. The transcript has a single exon. The record is from RefSeq and is a predicted model, not a curated record. Bases 305 to 1393 code for a protein of 362 amino acids.